Molecule: messenger RNA, 2235 nt
Organism: Acytostelium subglobosum LB1
Lineage: Eukaryota; Evosea; Eumycetozoa; Acytosteliales; Acytosteliaceae
Exons: 4
Coding region: 1-2235 (744 amino acids)
Source: RefSeq, a predicted model, not a curated record
AUGUGGAUUAGUCCAAGACCUCAAUAUGCGAUAACACCUUUAUGGUUUGUCGUGGUAGAGAGCGACUACUUUGCUCUGCUAAAGAGCAAGUCUGGUAGUACUCUGCUCGGUAGACUGGCUGGUCUGGCAGUGCAGGCAAGCGAUUCUCAUCCAUUGACAUAUCGUAUAAUCUACAAGACAAAGUCACCACUUGUUAUCGCUGUCAGUGAGUCAUUAGACUUGAUCACAGAGCAUUGGAACAAGCUAGAGAUGGAGAUUACACCGAGACUUGGUGAACAUGAGUGGGAUGUACGCGACCAAUUCGUCGUGUCCAAAAUCAUUGGAAUGGCACAGUCAACCGAUGAGAAUGAGGCAGACCAGAAUGACGAGAAGUCUCUUGAUGAGUUCAAGAAGCACUUUGCCUACAUGGAGGAGAGGUUGGUCACAUACUUUAGUUGUUCAUUAUGGAUGGAUGGGUUGACGACUGGCAAGAUGUACAUCACUCAACAAUCAGUGUGUUACUACUCGGCCAAUCCUCCACAACACAUCAUGCUGCCAUUCAGCAAGAUAACAUCAAUCAACAAAGAGACAACACUUGGUUUCUUACCAAACACCAUUAAGAUCAAGGCCUGUAUUGGCCCAGACGAGAAGACAGAGAAGAGGUUCCUAUUCUAUAUUAUAUCAAGAGAUGUUGCCUAUGACAUGUUGGAACAACUAUGGCGACUGUGUAUAGAUGAGCUGUAUGAUCAACAGCAACAACAGCAUCAGCUACAACAACAGCAGUAUCAGAACUCAAAUGAUCCAAGCUAUAUCGCCGGUGAGAAGCCUGGCAAUGAUGUCGUAGCCAACACGACCAGUCCAACACUCAAGGCCACUAAGCAGACCUUGGAGAUUGAGAAGAGCAACAAGAACUUCCAAAAGUUCUUCAAGCUUCCCCUUAACGAAGAGUUGUUACAAGUUCAUACAUGUUGGAUCGUUCGAAGGAAGAACUCAUUGUUGGGAGAGUUGUACUUGAGUGCAAACUUCUUCUGCGUCAAGUACAAGGAGUCAUUCACUGGAAAGAGGUACACAACAGUGUUCCCAUUGUCAAAGAUUGCAUCCAUUCAAAAGACACGUCCAUUCCUCGGCAUAUCACUAUUGACAGACACGAUUCAAAUCACAACGAUCCAGAACAGGACAGUCAAUGUGAGGUUGAUUCACUGCGACGAGGCACUGCAGACCAUGCUAAAGUACUGGCAGCUGAAUGUACCGGCAGCCGCCCCAAUCAACAUCGAGGGCCAGGUGGCGCGUCCACAGCCUCUACAGCUCGAGUCGGUCGGUGUCGGUUGGUUCGGCCAGGAGCCAGGCUUGAAGCCAGACAACCCUGAUGAUCUCAAGUACAAGCUGGACAAGUGGGAGAAGUACUUUGCGAAGCACGGCUCCGACACAUCAAUGACCAUCACCAUGCGACUCAGACAUCUCAUCCAGAUUGGCGUGCCUGAUCCCUACCGUGGACACAUCUGGUCGUUCUGCAGCGGAGCUUGCUUCAUGUGGGAGAAGGAGCGUGGCUACUACGAACAGAUACUGCGAGAGAACAAGGACAAUACCAGCACGGCCACUGAGGAGAUCGAGAAGGAUGUGCGAAGGACAUUUGCACACCAUCCAUACUUCAAGAAUGAGGACGGCAUUGACGCGCUGCGCCGCGUGCUGACCGCCUACAGCUGGCGCAACCCAACCAUUGGAUACUGUCAAAGUAUGAAUGUCGUGGCCGGCAUCAUGCUGUUGUACAUGCAGGAGGAGGCAGCCUUUUGGGUGUUGUGCCGCGUGUGCGAGGCAUUCCUUCACGACUACUACGUGCAGGCCAUGAUCGGAUCGAUCAUUGAUCAGAAGAUCUUUGCACAUUUGGUCAAGACGCAUCUGCCUGACGUCAAUGCGCACCUGGACAAGAUCGGUCUGCCCAUCAACAUCCUUUCACUGCCGUGGUUCAUGUGCAUGUUUGUCUCAUACAUCCCGUUCCCCGUGGCGACUCGUGUCGUCGACUGCUUCCUGCUGGAGGGCAUCACUGUACUGUUUCAAACUGGUCUAGCAAUACUCAAGAUCAACAAGCAGAAGAUAUUGGAUGAGAAGGAUUCAGAGGUGGUCGUAGCAAUGCUUCGACAUCAAACCUAUGACGUUGGCGAAUUGAUCAAAGUGACCUUUGACGACUUUAACAUUCCCGAAGAGCAGAUAAUCGAGCUUAGGAAUGCACACAAGUUUAAAGAGAUAAAGCGUAAAUAG